AUGUCGGACUCCGUCCCAAGUGAACGUUUUGCUGAAUUGAUGAUAUCUGGAAAAUACAGUGAUCUGGUUUUGGAGUGCCAGGGCAAGCAGUUCAAAGUGCAUCGAGCCAUAGUGUGUGGCCACUCGCCUGUUCUGGCAGCUGCUUGUGACUCAGAUUUCAAGGAGGCGGUCACCAAUACUAUCGAAAUAACCGGGUUUGAUGUCGAGACUGCGAAGCAGAUGGUAAACUUUAUGUACACGGGAGACUACGACGAGGAUGUGGAAGGAGGACAGUCUACCAUCCCAUCCGACGGCGAAAUCCACACAGAUGAACCUCAAUCACCGAGGAUGAACCAGUUAUUAUCACGCCACAUACAAAUAAACACAAUUGCGGACUAUUAUGACGUUGCGCAACUACGAGAGCUCUCCAAUUCUAGAAUUCAGAAAAUCCUUACGACUUCCUGGUCACCACACGGCUUCGGUACUGCCAUAGAAGAAGCUCUUAGGUCAACGGGUGACAAGAAGUUACAUGAAAUUCUCGCUGAGAGUGCGGCCGCGCGAAUCGAAACCCUCGUGGACGCGAAUGAAAAUAUUACCAGCGAGGAUUUUGCACAGAGCGUCAUAUGCAAGGUGGUUGAUUUGUACAAAAAGGCGAAUGAAGAACUGAAGGAGCAGUUGCAGUUGCUUGGGAAUAAACUAUCUAUAGCGCAAAGCGAUAUCGAGACCGCGGUGAGAGUGAAGAAAGAUUUCGACAAUUGCAUUCAGCUUCUCCAACAGACGAAGUGUUGUCGCAAUAUCAACUGCGAUGCAGACUUCAGCUGUUAUUUCGAGGAUACUGGUCAUUGGAAUAACGUCCAUAUUCUUCGAUGUUCAAAAUGCCUAUGCAGACAUAAGAGUUAA
Histoplasma capsulatum G186AR is the source of this 879-nucleotide messenger RNA. RefSeq lists its product as uncharacterized. The record is from RefSeq and is a predicted model, not a curated record. NCBI's taxonomy places the organism in Eukaryota, Fungi, Ascomycota, Eurotiomycetes, Onygenales, Ajellomycetaceae. The transcript has 2 exons. The coding region runs from base 1 to 879 and encodes 292 amino acids. Gene Ontology annotation, molecular function: protein binding.